Molecule: messenger RNA, 495 nt
Organism: Peronospora matthiolae
Lineage: Eukaryota; Oomycota; Peronosporomycetes; Peronosporales; Peronosporaceae
Source: the annotation of a GenBank genome assembly
AUGAUGGGAAGCACUCGUCUCCUUCUUUUUUGGAGUGUCUUCUUCCUGACGAGCACUUUCGACUUGGUUCUGGCCGCGGGGAACUUGAAAGGGGUUCAGCAUUUCCAGGAUGAUGGCCACACAAUCCGUCAGCUGGAAACCGUUUUCAUGGAGGACGGGAAUGAACCGACAACGGGAAAUGAGGAGGAAAGACACAUUCGGGACUUUGGUCCCAGGGUCAAUUCAUUUGUGAUGUCGCACGCACACUUACCCCACAAAGACGAACCGAGUACCCUUCGGACGGCUGACGAUGCAUCGCAGCAUGUGAAAGUGAGCGACGACAAUCUGGGAAAGGCAAAGACAGCGGGGAUCGUGGCUAAGGAAGAGCCGAUUGGACACUACGAACAGUAUUAUGACUAUGAUCGUAGGCUUGAGGUAAUCGGGUUAGCUGUCGCUGUGUUUGGCAUGUUGAUGGCUGUGGUCACAGCGGCAAUUUCGAGCCGCCACCCGAAGUGA